This is a messenger RNA of Bombyx mandarina (wild silkworm), 988 nucleotides long. RefSeq names its product piggyBac transposable element-derived protein 4-like. The record is from RefSeq and is a predicted model, not a curated record. Lineage: Eukaryota; Metazoa; Arthropoda; Insecta; Lepidoptera; Bombycidae.
ACACUUAAACUUAAAAUUUUCUCAACUGUAUACAUUGGGACAAAACUUGGCCGUUGACGAAAGCUUGACGAUGUGGAAAGGUUGGCUGGAUAUCAACCAAUUCAUACGUAAUAAAGCAGCGACAGUUGGAAUCAAGACGUAUGAAGUCUGCGAAUCCAAUAGUGGAUACUUGUGGCGAUUUGAAGUGCACGCAGGCCACGAGCCCCCGGCAGUUCCAGAAGACAAUCCGAUCACCGGAAUAGUUCCGUCUCUUGUGCUCAGAUUACUCGAUGGUCUGGAGCACAAGGGCCAUACUAUCUGGAUGGAUAAUUUUUACAAUUCACCAGCACUAGCGCGGGAACUAAAAAGCCGGGGAUUUGACUGUGCGGGGACGCUCCGUACAAACCGCCAAUUCGUGCCAUCGGAAUUGGUGAAUGUGUCCAAAAAAGAUAUGGCGGUAAAUCACGUGAUGGGUUGCACCUCGGGCGACGUGGACGUCAUGGUGUGGAGAGAUAAAAGCCGCGUAGCUUUUAUUUCUACAUACCAUGGCGUUUCAAGUACCAAGUGUGGCGAUACUUUCAAGCCGACCAUUGUAUUGGACUACAACGUUUGUAUGGGCGGAGUCGACCGGAAAGAUCAGCGGCUUUCCAUGUACCCCAUCGAAAGAACGCGGACCCGGGUUUGGUACAAAAAAAUGUUUAGGAGACUCUUGAACGCUAGUGUCCUAAACGCACACAUCUUGCUAGGAAAUCAAUUAUCGACGCACCGGCAAUUCCGGAAGGCGUUGAUAAUUGAUCUGUUAUCAGCACACCGCACACUUACACCCACUUCAAACACUAUUGCUACGGUGCAUGCCCCGGCGCAGUACGACUUGAUAAAGACCGGAAAGACGGAUCGUUUAAAGCGCAAAUGCGCCGUUUGCGGCAAACGGACCAUCACGUACUGCAAAGCAUGCAACGUGGCUAUGUGUAUGCUUACAUGCUACGAGCCAUACCACACUUCACACUAA